UCGAGCAGCCACCGCCUCCGAUCCGCCGCUAGCUUCUCUCUUCUUUCUCCACCACCGCGCGCGCCCUCCCACGACUCGCGCCGCGCGCAUUCUCCACGUGCGCGGCCGGUGAGAGAGACCAGCCUGACCACGCCGCCGCGCGCACACAUUUUUGCUGGAGGCGAGGUCGACGGGGAGGGGGGGUACAUAUAGAAACGCAGGCCAGGCCGCCACGGCCAGAGGAGGAGGAAGAAGACGAGUUGAGGAGAAGCGGCGGCGGAUCGAGUCGAGAGCGACGGUCUGCUAGGUAGGCAGCUAGUAAUUAAUGGAGGGGAGGAGGGACGCCGGAGUGAUGGCGGCGCGGUGGCGUCGUACUAGCGGCGGGGGAGGAGAUGGCGCUGAGGAGAGCGACGGGAGCAGCGGCGACGGCGGCGGCGUCGAGCUCAGCCUACGCCUGAGGACGGGGGACAGUAGCGGCGCUCCGCCGGCGACGGAGGAACAUCAGGCGGCGGCGGCGGCGAGGAGGAGGAGGAACAUGACCAUCUUCUACGACGGCCGGGUGUGCGCCGUCGACGUCACCGAGGUCCAGGCGAGGGCGAUCAUCUCCAUGGCGAAAGAGGAGACGAUCAUGGCGGCGGCGGCGGACUCCCACCGGCAGCAGUGCCACCAACGCGACCGCCAGCUGCAGGACAGCAGCGGCAGCAGCAGCAGCGGCGCCGUGGCGCGAUGCCCGCGCGAUGGUCAUGUGAGACCCUCGGCCGUGGCGUCGUCGCCGGCCGCGGGUCCUUCCAGGCAGGGCUUCGCCGCCGCCGUGGCCGCCGCGCCGGUGAUCGACCACGCGGCCUCGGAGCUGUCCAUGAAGCGCUCGCUUCAGCGGUUCCUGCAGAAGCGCAAGGCGAGGACGGCCGCCGCCGUCGCGCCGCCAUACGCCGGCGGCUGGCAUGCUCAGGCGAUGAGACACUGACCAAUAUGCCGGUAGUCAGCUAGCUAGCUAGAUAAAUGGCUCUCUUUUUUUAUUUACCUUUUCUCUUGACAUGGGAGGCGGCAUGCAUCAAUCACAGAUCAUUCACAGUACAUGGUAUAUACUACUAGUUGGUUUAUUUUCGACGGGAUUGGAAUGAAUUUGAUUUGGUUUUGUUGUUUUGUUCGUGUUGUUUCGUUUUCGAUUGGAAAUUGUUGUUUGUUCUUCACGUUCACAAAGCUAGAGGCACUCGCACACAUGAAUACAUGAUGAUAUGGCACAGAACAUAUAUUUUGUGAUCAAAUACAGUGAUCAUCCAUGUAAUCUGUAAGAUUUUACGGUACAGCUAGCGAUCGAUCACUUGGAACACAAACAUAUAUGCGGUCCGAAA
Messenger RNA from Panicum virgatum (switchgrass), 1331 nucleotides. RefSeq names its product protein TIFY 5-like. Gene Ontology annotation, biological process: response to wounding; regulation of jasmonic acid mediated signaling pathway; regulation of defense response. The record is from RefSeq and is a predicted model, not a curated record. The coding region runs from base 305 to 943 and encodes 212 amino acids. Gene Ontology annotation, cellular component: nucleus. The transcript is spliced from 2 exons. Lineage: Eukaryota; Viridiplantae; Streptophyta; Magnoliopsida; Poales; Poaceae.